AUGUCAGACUUCACUACUUCUUUCCAAUCUCAAAUGAAGAAUUUCGACAGCAGGUACUCUAGUAAUAAGUACCUACAACAGUUGGAAGAAAGAACCAAUUUGCCAAAAUCCUACAUCACAGUUGGUUUAGCAGCUCUUUACUUAGUAUUGAUCUUCAUCAACGUUGGUGGUAUUGGUGAAAUUCUAUCAAACUUUGCAGGUUUCGUUGUUCCUGCAUACUACUCAUUGAUUGCCAUCAAGACUACCACUAGUAAAGAUGACACUCAAUUGUUGACCUACUGGAUUGUUUUUGCAUUUUUGAACGUUAUUGAAUUCUGGUCAAAGACAAUUCUGUACUUAGUCCCAUUUUACUGGUUUGUUAAGACUGUCUUCUUGUUGUACAUUGCUUUGCCACAAACCGGUGGUGCUGUUUUAGUGUACAACAAUGUCAUUGCUCCAGUGACCAACAGAUACAUUAGAAUUCCUGAAACUAAAUCUGACGAGAUUAGAGCUGCUGUCGAUGACGCUGCUGUUAAGGGCAAUGCCAAGGCUAGUGGUUUCUCCGCUCACCACUAG
This is a messenger RNA of Zygosaccharomyces rouxii, 555 nucleotides long. It is a transcript of the gene YOP1, whose product is annotated as Yop1p. NCBI's taxonomy places the organism in Eukaryota, Fungi, Ascomycota, Saccharomycetes, Saccharomycetales, Saccharomycetaceae. The coding region runs from base 1 to 555 and encodes 184 amino acids. The transcript has 2 exons. The record is from RefSeq and is a predicted model, not a curated record.